CUCAGCCUCAGAUGGUGUGAAGAGAGAAGACUGGACAUUACGAGACUAAGAGAGAUCCAGAGUCUCCCGGAUCUGUUGCCAAACCCAGAGUGCAAGGCUUUCAGCUGGUCUUCUUGCCACAGAUGAUCAAGAUUCUUAGCAUGAUAUUUUUGUUCUUCAUUGCGCUAGCUGAUGGAAACGCAAUCGGACACCAGCCGGAGAGAGGUAUUGCUUCUUGUUUGCGGACGACGGUUCUCGUCGACACGAGUUGUCCCUGCAAUGAAACUUGGUGCCACGAGCUGGAAAAAGAGAUCGCUGGACACGCGGCAGAAAAUAUGACCGGUUUCUGUAUGCCCAUAUAUGAUGCAGGUCUCUGUUAUCGCAUGUUCACCAGGCAAAACUCAAGCCAGGAAAGAUGUGGCUGUUGCAUUAUAAAAACUCGUAUGUUAUGCAGCAGCAGUAACACUGGUGAGGACUUCACUUCUGCCGGACUGCGAGAAGUCCAGGAGGGGCUGGCGUGUGGAGAGCAUAACAUUACUUCGCCGCGAUACUUCACUUCACCUGGAUUUCCGCUGGAGAAAUACCCCAACAAAUAUUACUGUUGGAGGAGAUUUAGAGCUUGUUCGCCAGAUUACACAAUCCAGGUGGACUGCUCGAUUAUUCAUCUACGAAGAGACAAGAACUGUCGGGUAGAUUUUCUUCAAUUUAAAGAUGGACAUAACUUGAAAGAGAGGUUCUGUGGGCUGUUGCAUAACGUAACGAAGGUGAGUGAGACCGGCAAAAUGGAUGUAUUAUUUGAUACCAACAGAAGAAAGAAGCAAGUGGGAUUUAACUGCACUGUCACUGCUAUCGAGCUGCCGUGUCCCGAGCCGUUCAUCAAGGUCGGAUCCGAGUGCUUCCACUUGAGCGACUCCGGGCGUGUUUUCGACGAGGCCCGCGCCUUCUGCCUCGGCCUCGGGGGGGACCUCGCCUCACCGGCCGAUGUUCCCGCCCUCAGGGAUUAUGUCAUCGAUAAGGGCCAGACGCUGGCCGUGUGGCUCGGCGCCUCCGACCGGGACAUCGAGGGCGACUGGCAGUGGUUCGACGGGUCUCCGAUCAAGGCCGAGGACUGGUACUGGAAUGCCCCGAACAAUGGCUUCGGCUUGGAACACUGCAUGGUGCUCCGGCCCGACUUUGACCCACCUCUCAAUGAUGCAGAGUGUGAUCGUCCUAAGAAGUUUGUGUGCGAGUAUGAUUUACUGAAAGGGUAAAGUGAUCAUUAUGGUGACUGCCAUUUCUUUCUUGAUUUAGUGUUACUAUACAUAUACAUAUUGAUUUUGUAUAGACCCGCACAAACCUUUCACGAAACACAAACUCUCCUUUUCACCAGUUGUUAGGAGGAAAGUUUACUCACUGGUAACGUUCUCUUUACACAAAAUAAUUCACAUAUUGAUUAUUGUUAAACUAAUUUGUUAGGGUGAAGCAUAAGUUAACAGGAUUUCAAUAAUUAUGUCAUAGCUUCUUUAUUGCGGCGGCUUCACGUCUGCAAAGACCUGUCCUCCGGCUCUUUGGCCAAGCAUUCGUUGUUCAAAUUUAUGCUCUUGCCAAGAUGUGUUUGGUGAGUUUCUGUCCAAUAAAGUGUUCUUAUAUUUUCAAAUCAUGGUAAAUUUGUAGUUUAUGAUUUAGAUAAUCACAGCUAUAAUAUAUAUAAUUAACGACUUAUACACGUAUGUGACCAUUCCGAAUAAAAUAUAUACGUAAGGCACGUUUUUUUUAACAGAUAGUCACAGUUGUCACGAAAGGAGGGACGGUAUAAUCUAUGGCUUUAGGAGAAAAAUAAUACGAUGGGACUAAGAAAAGUACACUUUGUUAAACAUGCUGAAUUAUCAAAGGCAAAAGGGCAAUGGCAUAAUGAUUAUUCUGACCUCUCGACAUAAGGCCGUACAGGCUAUACAAGACAGCACUCCUAAGUGUACCAAUUCCAUGCGCCCUGUUAUCCUAAAUUCUGGACGUUGUCCUUUCUCUUCCGUGAACCCCUUGACCAAUAUUUUUACGCCGCUGAAAGUAGCACAGAACCUUUAAGAAUAUUCUACCAUACUAACGAAUUAAUGGAAAGAAAAAUAGCAAUUUUUAGGCUCUUCCAGAUCUAUUUAUUAUUCUUUUAUUAUUAUUAUUCUCUGCCCAUUAACUUUCUCUGGUCUUUCUUUCAAAUUCUGUAUGAUCAUUCUUACUAGUUUUCCAAAUAGAUCGAAGAUUUUAGAAUUUAGCUGACCACAGUGGUGAGGAUCUCUCUCUCUCUCUCUCUCUCUCAUUAUUUUGUUGAACAUUUUUUCUUUGCUCCUUCGAAUCACGUGGUGUGCCAUAGGCAAGCACUCUGCGCGCCAACUCUGGCACACGUGCCAAAGGUUGCCGACCCGUAAUCUACAGUGAUUGUUAUUUCAUAGGUAUAAUUACAAAUACAAAGCACACUCACUCCUUCAUUACACUUGGACGGACUGUGAGGCCGCUCCAGAGGAAGUAAACGGCGCCCUUCUUGAGUCCUACGCAGUGUCUCUGUUUACUGUCGACCGUUUUCAGUUUGUCUUUUUUUAAACAAAAUAAUGUAGCGGGUAUUCAAGUAGCAAUUGUUUGUAAAGUGGGAGAAUUCAUUUUCUCGAAGGUGCACGCACCUAUGGCCACUGGAAUGUGAUGCCUAAUAAUCUGCAUGGCCAAUUUUUUAGCCAAACAUUUAUUACUGGACUAAAAUUCUGCACAUAUAUUUUCAUGUUCGUGUUUCAAUGCUCUAUGACAGCUUUAUCUCUUCGCCGUCGUGGAUUCUGAAUAUCGUCGUAGGUCUAUUGAAAAUUUAAAGAAAGAAGACUUUACACUUAAGAAAAGCCAUUCUACCCAUUUUAUUAAUUAUCAUAGGUGUGUAGACCUUCGACAAAAUGAAUUUACCACUUUACAAACAGACAAUUAGCUAAGGCCAUAAAGUUACAUUUUCAUUUAUCAUUGAUAUAUUAGCCUGACACGUUUUGAAUAAGAGUCGAAUAGUAGGGUCAAUAAGGAAAUGUUUAUUCUAUAUGGCUGUUUAUAUUUAUGUCUAUAUGUGUGUCAUAAUCAAGAUGUUGAUUAAUCUGUAAAUCACACCUAUUACGAUUUUUAGGUAUCACUGGCACCACCAGUUCUUUCUGUGGGUAAAAUUGGAAACCACUUAAAGAGUAACCACUAUGUGAAUUAAAUGUAUGAUAUUCAUCUCAGAAUUUGU
Molecule: messenger RNA, 3205 nt
Organism: Penaeus indicus
Lineage: Eukaryota; Metazoa; Arthropoda; Malacostraca; Decapoda; Penaeidae
Exons: 9
Coding region: 123-1229 (368 amino acids)
Source: RefSeq, a predicted model, not a curated record